This is a messenger RNA of Phacochoerus africanus (Common warthog), 1079 nucleotides long. It is a transcript of the gene TEX19, whose product is annotated as testis expressed 19. Gene Ontology annotation, biological process: spermatogenesis; placenta development; male gonad development. Gene Ontology annotation, cellular component: nucleus; cytoplasm. Lineage: Eukaryota; Metazoa; Chordata; Mammalia; Artiodactyla; Suidae. The record is from RefSeq and is a predicted model, not a curated record. The coding region runs from base 45 to 1079 and encodes 344 amino acids. The transcript has a single exon.
GUCCCGCCCUUGGGUCCACCCCUCGGGCGGCGGGCGGCGGGGCCAUGUGCCCCCCGGUCAGCGGGCGGUACUGGGCGGAGGGCGUGUCCCACCUCUAUGCGUCCUGGAUGUACCAGCUUCAGCAUGGCGGCCGGGCGAGGAUGUGCUUCGCCUGCUUCAGGACGGCCUUUCAGGAGCUUCGAGCGUUCCUGGAGUCCGAAGACUGGGAAGAUGAAGACUGGGACCCCGAGCUGAUGGACUACACGGAGGAGGGGUCUGAGCAGGGGUCGCCCCUGGGGCCGGGCCAGGGGCAGCCCGCCCUGGCCGCAGGGCCCGUGGAGUCCGAAGGGGUGGGCCUGCACCACCACUUUGUGCCCACGGAGCUGGAGCCUCAGGACGCCGCCCCCCUGGGCCUGGGCGCCGAGGCAGCCGACUGGACUCAGGGCCUUCCCUGGCUUUUGGGGAGGCUUCCGGUCUGCUCGCACUGGCCCAGCCCGUCUCCUCCGAGGCAGGGGUUCUUCAAGGCGGACCUGCCCCCGGGGGAGCCCAUGGUGUUGAAGCUGGGCACCACCCAGGCCAUGGACCCCGCCGAGGCCAGGGCCUGGUUGCUGGACCUGCAGGUCCUCUACAUAGUGGGCUGCUAUGACGCCGUCUACCUGCGGAAGAUGAAGGCGGCGUGGGCCCUGCAGACCCCAGGCCAGUGCUGGGAGCUGCUGCUGGAGCCGGACGAAGUGUGGGUGGUGCAGUACCAAGACGCCCCCCAGAAGCAAGACCUGCACCGGUGGAAGCUGAGCGUUCUGGAAUCCUCCCCUUCAGGGGAGGAUGAAGAGCUGGUCCCUGCGGACUCAGCCCUGCUCAAGAGGGGGUUCACCGUUCUCUCCUAUUUACCCAGGGCCGUGAGGGAGGCAGAGGAGGGGGCCUCAGCCUCUAGGCCACAGCCCUGGCCCCUGGGGUGGGAUCCCAUUGGCAGCGGCAGCAGCGGCGACGGCGGUGGCGGCGGCGGGCUCUGGGGGCCUGGGGAGGGCCUGGCUGUCAUGGGAGCCUCUGCCCUGGGGGAGCUGCCACGCUUCCAGCCCUUCGGCCCGGGGCCCCAGAACUGA